Messenger RNA from Anolis carolinensis (green anole), 1723 nucleotides. RefSeq names its product T-cell surface glycoprotein CD3 gamma chain. Gene Ontology annotation, biological process: cell surface receptor signaling pathway; positive thymic T cell selection. The transcript is spliced from 6 exons. The record is from RefSeq and is a predicted model, not a curated record. Gene Ontology annotation, cellular component: membrane; external side of plasma membrane; alpha-beta T cell receptor complex. Gene Ontology annotation, molecular function: transmembrane signaling receptor activity. The coding region runs from base 21 to 719 and encodes 232 amino acids. NCBI's taxonomy places the organism in Eukaryota, Metazoa, Chordata, Lepidosauria, Squamata, Anolidae.
CUGCACCUGUUGCCUCUCUGAUGUCGUCCCGUUACCUAAGUCUACGCAAUGGGGAGAGGCCUCUGCCCACAGACUUCCUUUGCGGAGAGGAGUGUUCUUGCUACGCUCAGAGCGAUACUCAUUUGGUUUCUGCAAGCCGAGUGGCACCGAGGGACCCAAGGAUGGGAAGGGGCCGGCUCCGCUUGCCUGUUGCUGCCCUUGGGUUGCUCUUUGCAGGGGCGGUUGUCGUUUUCGCCCAAAAGUCUGCUUCUGAAACAGGGCUCUCCAUCAAGGUGAAGCAGAAUGGAAGGAACGUCACCCUGCAGUGCAGCGGAGGGAGCGGAGGGAGCGAGCCGUUCACGUGGGAGAAGGACGGGCACGUCUUGGAUGACCACAAGGGAGAGUUGCUGCCCUUGGGCUCCGAAAUGGAUGACCCCAGAGGCUCCUUCUCCUGCUCUUCUGGGGACCAAACCGCCUCCCUGCAGGUCUUCUUCCGGAUGUGCCAGAACUGCAUCCACCUCGAUGUCCCGACCAUCGUGGGGAUUGUGAUAGCCAGCCUUGUGGCCACCCUGUUCCUGGCCGUUGCCGUCUUCUUCCUGGCUGUGGAGGAGCCCAGCCUGCGGUCUCAAGCUUCCGAUAAGCAGAACCUGCUGGCCAACGAGCAGCUCUAUCAGCCCCUUGGAGAACGCAACAACGGGCAGUACAGCCAAGUCGGGGUUGCCAAGACGCGCCGCCGGUGAAAAUGGGGCGCAGGAGGGGAGCAUCCAGUUUGCCCCUGGCGUUCCUGCCAAUCUCGAUCUCUUCACCUUGAGCAGAUCACAACAGUUUCUGCUUCUUUUACCAAGACGUCCAGAUGGGAAAUGGCUCCAGGCAGUAGAAUAGGAAGCCAGGUUUGAGCCAAAUGAUUUGUAUACUGAUAUUUCUAUUUCUGCCCCUGCCUUAUGGAAUGCCUUGCCGCCCUAUAUGAGAGCCAUGCGUGAGUUAGGGCCUUUUACCCUAGCACUCAAGACCUGGCUCUUUACUAGAGCUUUUAAUCUAUGUUAAUUUUAUCAAUAUUUGUAUGUAUGUAUUUUUAUCCUUUACAAUUUUAUCUUGUAAAUCGCCUAGAGCAUCUUGGAUGGAGGGCGAUUAAUAAGUAAUUAAAUGAUGAUGAUGACGACGAUAUAUUUAGUUUCACAGCAUAUUACAUACCAUUUUGGAGAGACUGAAUGUACACCUGUGUGUCGCUAACACAUUUUAGUUGGAGUCUUGUUGAUAUAUGUCUGAUAUAUGUUCUAUACUGAAAACUGCUCUGUGUAGCAUUUAAAUCUGGAUGAUUGCAAUCUAUAAAUCUUUAUACUCUGUAAGUUACUACUCUGUAAGUUACGACCAAUACUGACUGAAUUUGGUCAUCAGUUGUAUUAUUAUUUCUAUUAUUGUUAACAUUAUUAUGUAUAUGAUGCUCUAAUAUACAUAUUGUGUUCUAUGCUUUGAACCUUUAUCGUGGUGCAUAUUUUUCAGAUAUUGUUUAGAGUAGAAUAGGAAGCCCAAAAUAGUUUGCUGUGCACUCAUUUUGUAAAGUGAUCCCCUCUGUCUCGUUAAGAAAGGCAUGGGCAAACUUGGGCCCUCCUGGUGUUUUGGACUUCAACUCCCACAAUUCCUAACAGAAGGGUUCAGUUUUGUGUCUCCUUGUAGCUCAAGUGGGGCCUCUUGCGUGCCAUGCCCACCCCUUUCCCUCAAUAAAAGUAUUGCUUGCUUUCCAAAA